This is a messenger RNA of Micromonas commoda, 699 nucleotides long. RefSeq names its product methyl binding domain protein. Bases 1 to 699 code for a protein of 232 amino acids. The record is from RefSeq and is a predicted model, not a curated record. The transcript has a single exon. NCBI's taxonomy places the organism in Eukaryota, Viridiplantae, Chlorophyta, Mamiellophyceae, Mamiellales, Mamiellaceae. Gene Ontology annotation, molecular function: DNA binding.
AUGGCACGCGGCGUCGGGAAGAAGUCAGACGCGGCGCGCCCGCCCCCCCAGGCGUGGCUCGCCAACUGCCUCCAUCCCGGCGCGAGGGUCGUGACCGCCAAGGACGUCGUCCUCGCGCCCGUGGCCGAUCACGCCGGCGCCGAGAAGGAGAAGAAGCCCCGGGGCGGCGGUCGCCCCCGCGGCGCGGCGCCCGGCGGCGAGCCCGUCGACUACGCGGCGCACGAGGUCGUCCCGCCGCCCGAGGGAUGGAGACGCGAGGUGAUCCCGCGCAAGAGCGUGCAGGGCGCCGACGCUUACUACUACUCCCCCUGCGGGAAGCGCAUGAGGUCGAAGCCGGACGUGCAGCGAUUCCUGGACAAGAAAAGGCCGGAGGGCAAGUACACGGACGUGACCAUCGAUCAGUUCGAUUUCUCCACGCAGCCCAGGGCGGUGAAGGCGCCCAAGGAGGAGAAACCGAAGAAGGAGGGCGGCGGAGGGCGCGGGGGGCGGGGCGGACGAGGCGGGCGGGGCGGGCGCGGCGGUCGAGGGGGAUCCAAGGAUGCGCCCGCCGUCGCGACAGAGCCCGAGGCGGCGCCGGCGGACGGACGGACGGAGGAAGACGCGGGCGAGGACGCCGACGAGCCGGGCGCCAAGCGGACCAAGACGGACGCGCCGACGGACGAACCCGCGGCGGACGUCGAGAUGGGAGACGACGCGUGA